Molecule: messenger RNA, 1487 nt
Organism: Frankliniella occidentalis (western flower thrips)
Lineage: Eukaryota; Metazoa; Arthropoda; Insecta; Thysanoptera; Thripidae
Exons: 3
Coding region: 56-1348 (430 amino acids)
Source: RefSeq, a predicted model, not a curated record
CCGCUGUCCCUCUUCACUCUCCGGGCCGCGCGGAGCAGACGGACAACAAGUUAUCAUGCGACGCCGCGUGGCGGGUAUUCCCGUCGCACUUCUCCUCGUGACCCUGGCCACGGCAGCGGCCCGCCCCUCCGUGUGGCGGUGGCGGUGGCGGCGCGGCCUGCCGCUGCCGGUGGCGCUGCCGCUGCCCCUGCCGCCGUCGCUGACGCCCCCGCGGCUGCCAGUGCCGCCGACGCUGCCCCCGAUGCCGCCGCUGCCGCAGGUGACGCCGUGCCCGCCGUACACCUACCCUGUCCAGCCGGCGGCCCUGCCCGUCACGCCGCCCCCGAUCAGCUGGGCGCCCUGGAGCCAGAACGGCUCGAUCGGCGUGCCGCCCGUGCCGCAGGGCCUGCAUGCCGCCGUGCAGGAAAACCUCCGGAGGUUUUGGGAGAUGCAGCGGGCGCUGGACCGAGGCGCUUGGCCGACAGUGGAGGUGCCGGGGAAGCCCACGUGCAUCCCCUGUGGCCGUCCGCCGGGCAGCGUCCCCGGUGACCCCCCGUCGGUGGCCGCCCCUGGAUACGCAACCGUCGUCGGUGAUACCGCGGUCCCUGGGGCCUCCGUGGGGGCGGCGCCCUCAUCCCCGGUCGGGCCAGUUGUAACGAGCGCGCCGCCAUCGCCCCCAGCAGAGGCGCCUCCAACCACACCAGCAGUCAUCGCGGACACCAACUCAACCCUUGAUUUCCCCUCAGUGGCACCCUCUACGCCAGCUUCGAACAUUCCCUCAAUGACACCGUCAGUGGCACCCUCAACGCCACCUUCAGACAUUCCCUCACUGGCGUCAUCAGUUGCACCCUCCACGCUAUCCUCAGACAUUUCCUCAGUGGCACCAUCAGACGUUUCCUUAUCGGCGACGUCAGGGGCACCCCCUUCCCAACCCUCAGAUGUUUCCUCAUUGGUGCCAUCAGUGGCUCCCCCCGCGCCACCUCCAGAUACUCGUCCAGAGGCACCUGUAGCGAUGCCCUCUGUUGCACCCCCAGCGGAGCCCUCGACGACAUCCUCAGCUUCGCCCUCAGAAGCACCCACCUCCGCCUCAUCAGCAACUCCAGACACAAGUGGUUCACCAGUCACUGAUACUCCGCCGUCAUCGCCGACGCCAGGCGCUGCCCCGGGCUCGCCCGACGCGGCCGCUGUUCUCAACCUCGACGUGUCCGACGUCGCCCCCCAGGCCCCGGGGCCGGGCGUCGUGGCCGCGGUGGGGCCUAUCGGCGCGUCGGGAGUGCUGCCCGGUGGAGUAUCCGGGGGCACGUCGACGGUGCCUGCCGCGCCAACGGCGACAUCCCCGCAAGAGUCUUCAACGGCUACGCAAAGUUGAAGGGGAGGAGAGUAGGACUGUUAUUGUAAAUAAUUUAGGGCAAAAAUAGGAGAAUUAGGAUAUUUAUAAUUAUUUAUUUUAUUAUGCAAUUUGAAAUGUCACUUCCCAAUAAAACGAAUUGAAUUGUUUCCGCAGCGUA